Molecule: messenger RNA, 4545 nt
Organism: Podarcis raffonei (Aeolian wall lizard)
Lineage: Eukaryota; Metazoa; Chordata; Lepidosauria; Squamata; Lacertidae
Gene: TTBK1
Product: tau tubulin kinase 1
Exons: 16
Coding region: 315-4406 (1363 amino acids)
Biological process (GO): peptidyl-serine phosphorylation; signal transduction; peptidyl-tyrosine phosphorylation
Cellular component (GO): cytoplasm; nucleus
Molecular function (GO): ATP binding; protein serine/threonine kinase activity
Source: RefSeq, a predicted model, not a curated record
GUGCAUUGUGGGCGAAUCCCCGCCACCAGCGCCGCCGCCGCCGCGGACCCAUCCCGAGGCCGGUGCGGGAGGGGGGACGACGAUGCUCCCCGGGCGACCCCCUCCCACAGGAACAGGAGCAGUCUCAGGCGGUCCCGCGCAGGGCAGGGAGCCGCGCGCAGACGGCGCUGCCGCACUGACUGACUGACGGAGAGCAGCGGGCGGGGAGGGGGGGAUGCGCCGCCCUCACCAACGGCUGCGGCAGGGACCAGAACCUGGAUCCUGUGAAGUAUCAGUAAAGAAUUUCUAAGGGGGAUUCUUUCCUGGGCAGUCCGAUGAGAAGCAGACAUCCCAGAGGAGAGGAGGCCACAGCAGAGAUAAAUGGCUCGUUUAAAUUGGGAGCUGCUACUAAAAUAUUCUCUGGCUGGCAAAUGCAGUGCCUAGCAGCUGCUAUCAAGGACGAACCAAACAUGAGUGGGGGAGGGGAGCAGGUCGACAUUCUGCCGGCCAACUACGUGGUGAAGGACCGUUGGAAAGUGCUGAAGAAGAUUGGUGGUGGUGGCUUUGGAGAGAUUUAUGAGGCAAUGGAUCUUUUGACCCGUGAGAAUGUGGCCCUGAAGGUGGAGUCAGCGCAGCAGCCAAAGCAAGUUCUCAAAAUGGAGGUGGCUGUCCUAAAAAAGCUACAAGGGAAAGAUCACGUUUGCAGAUUUAUUGGCUGUGGAAGGAAUGAGAAGUUCAACUAUGUUGUCAUGCAGCUUCAGGGCCGGAAUCUUGCAGACCUCAGAAGAAGCCAGCCGCGGGGAACUUUUACACUGAGCACAACCCUCCGAUUAGGCAAACAGAUUCUAGAAUCUAUAGAAGCCAUUCAUUCAGUGGGAUUUUUGCACCGAGACAUCAAGCCUUCCAACUUUGCCAUGGGACGCCUCCCCUCAACCUACAGAAAAUGCUAUAUGUUAGAUUUUGGUCUGGCUCGACAGUAUACCAAUACCAACGGUGAAGUCCGGCCUCCUCGUAAUGUUGCUGGUUUCCGGGGAACGGUCCGCUAUGCUUCAGUGAAUGCUCAUAAAAACAGAGAGAUGGGUCGACAUGAUGACCUGUGGUCCCUUUUUUACAUGCUGGUGGAGUUUGCAGUUGGUCAGCUUCCAUGGCGCAAGAUAAAAGAUAAGGAGCAAGUUGGUAUGAUUAAAGAGAAAUAUGAACAUCGAAUGCUGCUAAAACAUAUGCCUUCCGAGUUCCACCUUUUUCUGGAUCACAUCGCAAAUCUGGAUUACUUUACUAAACCAGAUUAUCAGCUCAUCAUGACUGUGUUUGAAAACAGCAUGAAAGAAAGAGGUAUUACUGAGAACGAGGCCUUUGACUGGGAAAAAGCUGGUACGGAUAUUUUAUUAUCUACAAGCACCUCUACUCCACCUCAGCAGAACACAAGGCAGACAGCAGCUAUGUUUGGUGUGGUUAAUGUCACUCCAGUUCCUGGAGAUUUACUUCGUGAGAACACGGAGGAUGUUUUGCAAGGCGAGCACCUGAGCGACCAGGAAAAUGCUCCCCCAAUCUUGCCUGGCCGGCCAGUGGAAAGCUUAGGCCAGGCUCCAAACACUGCCUUCAAUGAAGGAGAGGUUUGGGAAGAGACGGAUGUGAACCGCAACAAGCUCAGGAUCAGCAUCAGCAAAACACAAUGUUUGGCAGAAGAAGAUCAGAAAAGUGGUGUGUGCCCAAGCUCCCCGGUGCGAGCCGCACCAGACUCCCCUACUACUCAAGGGCGUUCUCUGAGAUACCGUCGUGUGAACAGCCCUGAGUCUGAGCGCCUCUCCACUGCCGAUGGGAAAGGAGAUCAGCACGAGCGAAGGUCACGAGUGGAUUUGCCCUGUUCUCCUUCACGGCUUGUAUGCUCUUCCCAGCCAGCACAGAUGCUGUCCAUUGACACCGGACAGGUAGACAGGCAGGCAAGUGGCAGGAUGGAUGUGUCUGCUUCUGUGGAGCAUGAAGCCCUCAGCAAUGCUUUCCGAUCGGUACCCCUGGCUGAGGAGGAGGACUUUGACAGCAAAGAGUGGGUUAUAAUUGAUAAGGAAACAGAACUGAAGGACUUCCACCCUGGUGCUGAACCAAGCACAUCUGGAACAACAGAUGAAGAGCCCGAGGAGCUGAGGCCGAUUGAAGAGGGUGACGAGAGAAGGCGACUGGGGGCAGAAGCGGCAGUGAGGCCGAAAAUUCAUGAUGGGAGAACCCGGGGUAUGCAGCCUGUGGCUGAGGAGGACAGUUCCCACAGACAUGAAGGGCAUUGUCAGUCAGUCUCUGACAGCAAACAUGAACAGCAACCAGGAAGCCCCACACAGUCCCCCUUAUAUUCAGCACCAGCUAUCCGACAGCGGAGACGAGAAUCUGAACCUACUGGUCCUGAGAGACAGGUGUUCACACUGAAGCCUUUUGAAAUGAAUGGUCUCCCCAAGGUGGUGCCUUUAAGUUUGCCUUAUCAAGACUUUAAAAGGGAUGUGUCAGAAAACAGGGAAAGGUCCAGAAUUCUCCAGCAUAUAAAGAAGGUGGAUUUCUCAAAUGUUGUCUUAACUGCCCCUUGCAAACCACCGGCAGCCCAUCUAGAAAUGGCAAAUGACAGAUAUGAGAAGGAGGAGGAGGAGGAAGAGGAGGAGGAAGAAGAAGAAGAGGAGGAGGAGGAGGAAGAUGAUGACGACGAUGACGAAGCUGGUGACUUAGGAGAAGAGCUUGAUCUGCACAGCGACUCAAGCAGUGACGUGAGCCAGAAAAGUACUGAGCACAGUCAGGAAGGUGCCCCAUCCACCCUCUUGGCUGAUGACCAAAAGGAGUCCAAGGGCCGAGCCUCAGCAGCAGAAGGAGACUUGGAACUUGAAGAAGGCUCCAAAACAUUGGUUCUCUUUUCGCCUGGUGACAUCAAGAAGUCUCCCGUGAACGCAGACUUGGCUCCUGAUGCCGAUCUCGGCACUCUCGCUGCAUUGACUCCACAGAGUGAGAAACCACAGCCAAUGGGAAGCCAGCUUGAUGUAUCGGAACCAGGGACCUUGUCCUCCAUCCUUAAGUCAGAACCAAAGCCUCCUGUUACUGUGGCCACCACCUCGUCCCCUUUCACCAAAGUUGAGCGCACGUUUGUUCACAUCGCGGAAAAGACCCAUCUGAACAUCAUGUCUUCCGGUGGUCAGCUGAUGAGGCACGAGGAAUAUCCUACUCCAGGGCAGUAUGAAGAGAUCAUCAUCGAGGAAGAGAUGGAGGGAAAUCAGGCACUUGUAGAAAACGGGAGCGUGAACUCGGCUCUGGAAGGGGGAGAGAUGGAAAGCUGUGCUCUCUCGGUUAAUCACAUCGAAACCACCUCUGAAAUUGUAGGGGAGCAGGCUGUGCUUCUCAAUGGUGUUAGUAAAAUGGAAGAGGAUGACCUGGAACACAAAGGCACAAUUGCUCCUGAAUCAGAUUUAGAAGAAGCCGAUAAGAUGGAUACAGAAGAGCCUGGCCUAGAAAAUAACACUCUUGCAAUGGAAUCCUUUAAGAAAAUGGAACUCCCUCCAGAUGUUCCGAAAGAGAGCCCCAGAAAGCCCCUCAGCGUCAGGUACAGAAGCCGGAUCCCCGUUUUGCUGUCCGAAGAGGACACUGGCUCAGACCUUUCGGCCUCGCACUCUGGCAAAGAGCGGCUGUACAAGAGGCUGAAGCAGCAGGAUUUGGCCCGCCUGGUGAUGGAGAGGAGGCAGAACCGUCUGCUCAGAUUAGCUUCAGGUGCGUCAUCCUCUGCUUCCUCCAGCGACGAGAGGCGGCGAGCUUCAGAAACACUCUCGGCCACUGGCUCGGAGGAGGACACCCACGACUCAGACGACUUCACCCCGAGGAAGACGGGGAGUCAGGAGAAAUAUUCCCUGGUUAAGAUGGAAGAGAGAGGCUUGAGCACAAAGAGCAGAAUCCCUCGCCCCAUUGUGCCUGCAAAGCCGCCUGUGAUAGAACUGAAAUCCGGGAGCCCCUCAACUCUUCUGCCGCCAGCACUGAGUAGCAGCCCAGGUGAUAAAGCUGUGACCAACAGGCUUCAGGGGCAAAGACCAUCUGGCGACUCCCGGGCGAAAGCAACGCCGACUCCCGCCGUACCUCCCUUGCGGAGCAGUCCGAGGAAAACCCCCCGCCCCCCACCUUGGAGUCCCAGCCUCCCCCCGCGAAACCUCAGUGCUUCCCCCAAGAGCCAAUCACUGUCCAGAAAAGAAAGCUCAUCGCCCUCCCGCCAACAUAGGUCAGGUACCACGUUCCCUCCAUGGGUGCAACCUUCUUCCAGGGCUCCCUCCAGAGCUCAGGCAGGUGGGCUGCUGGGAGACGCCCCGGCGUCCCCCAGUGCAACCCGGAAAGGACCGAGAGGGAAAGCCCAAACUCAAAUCCCAGCAACCAAAGGAAGGCAAGUAUCCCAGGAAGGCAAGGCUACUGCUAGAUAAUGAUCUGCUGCUGCCAAACCAUUUUUGACCAACCGACCUACCAUCUCGCCCGGCUGGAGAAACCUCUGCGUAUGCUAUACACUCAAGACGCCGCAGCACAGCCUUACACCGUGUCGGAAAUACAAGCAUAUAGCAGCUA